Molecule: messenger RNA, 661 nt
Organism: Mycotypha africana
Lineage: Eukaryota; Fungi; Mucoromycota; Mucoromycetes; Mucorales; Mycotyphaceae
Exons: 1
Coding region: 69-350 (93 amino acids)
Biological process (GO): protein localization to vacuole
Cellular component (GO): vacuolar membrane
Source: RefSeq, a predicted model, not a curated record
GGCAGUUUUUAUUAUCUACACUGUAAGUCGGAGCAAAGCAAAAAAAGAGAAGAGUCGAUUUGGGUUAAAUGUCGUUACUUACUGGUUCGAUGGAUGAUCAGGCACCGGGACUAUCCAUCCUUCCGUUUCAACUGAUCAAAGGCAAACGUAGAAUUGAUAGAGAAAAUGAUGAAAUCACCAAUCGCUUGAUGAUUGUUCGAGAACAACAAAAGAGAAUAGAACAUAAAUAUGCCGGAUCUAAUAAGGCACUUAGCUCACAUGAUUAUCGUACAUUGGAGAACUUGAAUGAUGAAGAAAGGUAUGAAUUAUUCCUAUGCGUGUUGUUUUCAGAAGUAAGAUUUCAAGACUAAGCUGAACGAUACACAUGAUAGAAUCCUAGUACGCCGAUUAAAUGGUAUCAAAGAGGACAAGACUGGAUUUUUUCAAAUCUUUCUAAAGUUCCUUCGACCCUUCCAGGUACAGCUCGAGUGUGUGUGCUUCGACAUACUAUGAUCUCUUAUUGUGUAACUGAUCCCUGUCUGUUUUAGGUUUUGAUUGGAUUGAUUUUACUGUCAUUUGCUGUUAUUUUGGUUGUUUCUAUGUUUAUGACCAUGUAAAAUAGCUGGGGAUUGCUAAGCAAAAAAAAAAAAAAAAAUUGAAAUCAGAGAAGCUUUUUGACAAA